Messenger RNA from Ailuropoda melanoleuca (giant panda), 3981 nucleotides. It is a transcript of the gene IL36R, whose product is annotated as interleukin 1 receptor like 2. The record is from RefSeq and is a predicted model, not a curated record. Gene Ontology annotation, molecular function: interleukin-1 receptor activity. NCBI's taxonomy places the organism in Eukaryota, Metazoa, Chordata, Mammalia, Carnivora, Ursidae. Gene Ontology annotation, biological process: signal transduction; regulation of inflammatory response.
CAGGCUCCAUGCCCAGUGCGGACCCUGUCUCAGGACUUCAUCUCACAACACUGAGAUCAUGACCUGAGCCAAAAUCAAGAGUCUGAUGCUUAGCUAACUGAGCAACCCAGGCAUCCAACCACAAUACUAUUUUUAAGAGCAAAUAUAAAUUUGAAACAACGUCCAAAAGAGAAGGAUACACAAAUUGCAGCAUAUUCAUACAAUGGAAUAUCAUACAGUAGUGACCUUGCAUGAACUAGAACUAUACUUCUCAAAAUAUUUGCAUAUCAUACUUUAUAUUGCUUAAGGGAUACACACACACACACACACACACACACAUCAGAAUGGUAAGCACUAAAUAGGAUAAUGAGUUUGGGUGGUGGGAGAGACACAUAUACGGAAACAUAUAUACAGAAUCACUGAUUUCUGAGGCUGGGUCUUGCUUACAUGACUUAUGACUUGUUUUGAAUUACUCAGCUGUUAAUUAUUGCAUGAUGCACAUUUAAAAGGAAAAUUUUAAAUGUGAAAAUCAGAGAAGAAGAAUAAAGUGAUUGAAUUCAGGAAGUCCUGCAUAAAACAGCAAUUUUCCCAUGGCUCUAACAAAGCAAGGCAAGAAGCUCCAUAAAUAAAUUGUUUGAAUUUCUUCCUCCCCUUUUCUCAUUAGCAAACAAUGUUAUCGGGUUUUUCCAAACUUUUAAGGUAAUUGAGAGCUUUCAGUAAAUGUUUUGGUUUUCUGUUGUUUUUAAUUGUCAGGUUUAUAAUCCCGCCCCACCUCCACCCCCUAUCAGUCCUGCCUUCAAAACUGUGUGGUUUGUUCUCCCUGUAUCAGGAAACACACUUGGGAAAGGAACCAUCCCUGAAAGUUAACUAUGGACAGACGUUACCCACAUAAACAAGCACUUUGGAAUCCUCAAUAAUGUUUAAGACAAAGAAAUGGGCAAACAAACCACGGGCUUUCAGCGAAUCACAAGAGAGCAUGGCUGGUAAUGUAGUUGUGGGGCUCCUGUCCUGUUCCUGUGGUGGCUUCUGUUCUCAAGGUCUCUAAAACCACAAAGACCACCACACAGAGCUUGGCCAGCAAUCUGCUGAAUGGAGAUGACAUCUUACAUAUAUUUUCUAAGUCCCAGUGCCCUGUGGGGAUCUCUCUGGGGGUGUUUCCUGAUGGCCAGGGCAACAGUCCUGGUUGAUCUCAUCUUAUUUGGAAUUUCAGACAGGACCAGACUUCGUGUUCUUCAGGAUCACACUGGGAUGUCUGCUUUACAGAAAUUGACAGCAAGACUCAGGCAAAUAAAGGCUAGUCCUUGGAAACCAUUUGGGAUGGCUUCCACUUUGGGGGCAUUCUAUAUAGGCCAAGCAGGGCAUGUGACCACUGCUCAGAUGGGGCUUGGAAAGGGAAGAAUUCAUUUGUGGGGGACAAGUCGGAAUAGAUUUAAGCAGGCAUGACGGCCCAUGAAGACUUGGUAACUGCCAGAAAAUCAGGUAACACGCCUUUAAACCCACUUCUCAGUGUGAUGCCACCGGUCCUUCCUACGCAACCCCUGGGGCAAGGUAGGUCUGCCCUGCCCAGGAUGGCAAGGGAGCAGCCUGGUGUGGAAACGCCACGCCUGGGUUCAGAGCCGGUCCGCCGGAUUCUCCACUCUCCACGGGAUCCCGCGAGCUCCAGCCCCGUCGGGCAGCCCAACAGGGGGAUGCUGGCCUUGCUGCUCUGCGGCGUGUCCCUCGCGCUUCCACCCUUUGUCCAAGCAGAUGCAUGCAAGGACGUUAGUAUGCAAAACGAGGCACCUUCAGCAGGCCAGCCUUUUGCUUUCAAUUGUACGCACCCGCCACUAACAUCUGGGCAAGUACGGGUAACAUGGUAUAAAUACCCUAGCAAAAUCCCAAUAUCCAAAAACACACAGUCUAGAAUUCACCAGGAGCAAAACUGGAUUUUGUUUCUCCCCCUGACACAGGAGGACUCUGGGAUCUACCAAUGUGUUAUAAACAGCACAAGCACCUGUCACAGAAUCCAUGUGAACCUCACUGUGUUAAGAAAAUACUGGUGUGGCAUUUCCGGAAACGGUCCGCUGAUUUUAUCAGAUGAAUACAAACAAAUAUUACAUGCUGGAAGGGACGACAGUCUUACCUGUCAUCUGAACUUCCCACAGAGCUGUGUUUUGGAUUCACUAAAGUGGUAUAAGGGCUGUGAGGAGAUUAAAGGAGAACGGUUUAUUUCCUGGGAAACAAGGCUUUCAGUGAGCAACGUUUCGGCCGAGGAUGGAGGGAACUAUGCAUGUCAAGCCCGACUGACACACGCAGGGAAACAGUACAGUGUUCUAAACAGCAUCACUGUGCAUAUCGCAGAAACAAAUGGAUAUGCAGGAAGAAUUCCUAAAAUCAUUUAUCCAAAAAACAACUCAAUUGAAGUACAACUUGGCUCCGCCCUUACGGUGGACUGCAACAUCACAGACACGAGGGAUAAUACAAAUCUCCGAUGCUGGAGAGUCAACAACACCUUGGUGGACGAUUACUACAGUGACUCCAAACGCAUCAGAGAAGGAUUGGAAUCCCACAUUUUUUUCCAGAAACAUAUUUUUUACACAGUGAACAUAACCUUCUUGGAAGUGAAAAUGGAAGAUUAUGGCCAUCCUUUCAUCUGUCAUGCUGGCGUGUCAGCAGCCUACUUCAUUUUAAAACUCCCAGCUCCAAAUGUUCAAGGUUACUUGAUAGGAGGGCUUCUUGCCUUGGUCAGUGCCACAGCGUCUGUCACGUACCUUUACAACAUUUUUAAGAUCGACAUUGUACUCUGGUAUCGAAGUGCCUUCCAUUCUGCUGGGACCAAAGAAGAUGGCAAGCUGUACGAUGCUUAUGUCUUGUACCCCAAGCCUCAAAGAGAAUUCCAGAGCCAUGAGGUGGACACGCUGGUGUUGAAGAUUCUGCCCGAGGUGCUGGAGAGGCAAUGUGGAUAUAAAUUAUUUAUAUUUGGCAGGGACGAAUUUCCUGGACAAGCUGUGGCCAACGUCAUCGAUGAAAACACCAAGCUGUGCAGAAGGCUGAUCAUCAUCUUAGUCCCCGAAUCCCUGGGCUUUGACUUGUUAAAGAACAUGUCAGAAGAACAGAUUGCAGUCUACAAUGCCCUCAUUCAGGACGGGAUGAAGGUCAUCCUGAUUGAACUGGGGAAAGUCAAGGAUUACACGGCCAUGCCGGAGUCGAUUCAGUACAUCAGGCAGAAGCACGGGGCCAUCCAGUGGAGUGGGGACUUCACAGAGCAGUCACAGUGCGCAAAGACCAAGUUCUGGAAAAAAGUGAGGUAUCACAUGCCACCCAAAAGGCCUCCACCCUCUUUUGCCCAGCUGUUGGAGCACACGUCCUGACACCUCACGGCUGGCUAGUGGGAGGCCAAUGUGGGGUUGGUCACCCGUGACGGUGUUGUCGGCAUGGGGUGGCUCACGGUUGGACAAGGAUGCAUUGCAUUUGGGCUGUCGGCUUGAAGCUUGCCGUUGUGUACUUGUUGCGACAGGGCUUCUGUCUGUUGCUCGUUUUGAUCAGGGCUCCUUCUUUAGGGAAAGAUGUCACCUUUCCAGAAGGCCCUCAUUCACUUACGGGCUCUGAGGAACACUCCAUGAACACAGAGCAGAUGAAGCAUGUGAGCCCCUGGGGAAGGGAACAUGGAGGAUGGUAGUGGCAGUUGAGAUGUCAAGAAGUUUGGUGCAUGGUGUGGCACCCAUCGGGCCAGAGAUGGAAGUCGGGGUGGCAGGAGGCAAUCUGUGGGCUUGGGGAGUGCUGGCAAGGAGAACCGCACAUUUUUUGUGACCACGAUCUUAGCACACUCAUACUGGGAGCCACGUAGUGGUCACAUAGACCAGAGGGGACCAAGUGUGGCCCCACUGGGAUUGCCCAUUAAUCACCCUCCUGUAGGGCCCCAGCCUUGAAAGACUUGAUCUGUUGAAUCAAAAUAAGUAACAAUCCACUCGUUUUUCCAGCUGGCCCAUGAAGGGUGGGAUUCUAAGCUACAUGUGAGAGACA